Messenger RNA from Oppia nitens, 939 nucleotides. RefSeq names its product chymotrypsinogen A-like. Gene Ontology annotation, biological process: proteolysis. Gene Ontology annotation, molecular function: serine-type endopeptidase activity. NCBI's taxonomy places the organism in Eukaryota, Metazoa, Arthropoda, Arachnida, Sarcoptiformes, Oppiidae. The coding region runs from base 1 to 939 and encodes 312 amino acids. The record is from RefSeq and is a predicted model, not a curated record. The transcript is spliced from 4 exons.
AUGUUAGUGACGGUAAGUUUGUCCUCACCUAUCAUCAGACACUACCCGAACGUAACACUAGACAAGUGUGGUAUCGGACGGCAGUCAUACAAAUAUCGGUCGACACUAUCGGUCAACAACAACAAUCAUAUGUCGGCUAAAAUUCAAAACGGACUGAUCCCAGCACAGGGAGAUUGGCCAUGGAUUGUCUAUUUGAAAAGUGUUAAAUAUCUUAUAUGGAAAUUCAUACCAAUUAAAUAUGUUUCAUGUACUGGUGUUAUACUAAAUAAACAAUGGAUAUUAACUGCAGCCCAUUGUUUCCGACAAAAUUUCAAGUCAACUGUACGCUUGGUUCAGGAUCUGAAUGAUAAUAGCCAUACAUACGGUGUAGACAAGUGGUUCAUACAUCCCAAAUAUAGGGCCAACCAAAAGGGAUUAAAAAAAUUGAGAUACGAUGUGGCUCUACUGAAAUUAGAUACAAAAUUAAGUGAAAUAACCGAUAAGUUUCGUACGUAUCCAACGAUUAACGGUAUUUGUUUGCCCGACAACACCAACAACAACAACAAAAACAUUGUUAUCAACACCAAUGUCGACAAUGACGAGUGGGCACUGAUGGCCGGUUUCGGUAAGAUUGAUGUCGGUGUUGAUAAUCAGGGACCCGUACUACGGGCCGGUUGGACUAGAUUUGAGUAUAUGUAUUCACUCUAUGAUGGUGUUAUACUAGCUUCUAGAUAUCCGGAAAAUGUUGGUGCCGGUAGUUGUGCGGGCGACUCUGGCGGACCAUUGGUUCAGUACAUAACUGAUGGCAAUGGUAGAGAUAGUGGUCGGGCAGUACUUAUCGGUAUAGCCAUAUCCAUCGAUGGCAACCAAUGUCUGAAUAAGUCUAGCGGUAAUUAUAUGUAUUUUGCACGGGUAUCUAAACUAGUCGAUUGGAUUCAGGAUACUGUUAGAUAUAAUUAA